This is a messenger RNA of Nomascus leucogenys (northern white-cheeked gibbon), 3620 nucleotides long. RefSeq names its product ankyrin repeat domain 34A (gene ANKRD34A). Bases 1297 to 2787 code for a protein of 496 amino acids. The transcript has 4 exons. The record is from RefSeq and is a predicted model, not a curated record. Gene Ontology annotation, molecular function: protein binding. NCBI's taxonomy places the organism in Eukaryota, Metazoa, Chordata, Mammalia, Primates, Hylobatidae.
AAGGAGGGAGGGAGCGAGUAAGCCCGGAACCGAAGCUUGCGAAGCGGGUCGCAGAGAGAGAUGGGGGUUGCAGAAUCACCUGGGGUCACUUAUUUCCGGCCUCACUCCAGAUGAAGGAGCCACUAGCCGGCGAGAGUUCACCGAGGGAACGUGACACUCAUAUCUCAUCGAGGGACCGUGUUGAGGGAGCCCCUACAGAGAGGCCAAGGGAGGAGAGGGCCUACGGAGAAAUGAACCCCUGUAAAAGCUGCUCUUUAGGGAUCAGUCUUUUUGUGACUCUAGCUUCACAGCUUGGUCUCUCCAUUACUCCAGCCUUCCUUUCAAUCAUACACUGUCUCUCUCCAGCACCACCAAUGGAUACUUCUUUUCUAAAAAUGUGUUUCUGUGGGUUGCUGCCGUGUCUGUGAGAAGCUGGACACAAACACAUUCCUAAAAUAUGUGGAUGGAAGCUAUGGUAACCAUGGAGACAGGGCAGGUGGCAAGGAGAGGCAGAGACAGUGUGAGAGACCAAUAGACAGAUAGAGAGAAGAUAUAAGGAACGUUUCAGACAGAGAUCUUCAAGCAAGAUGGAAAAAAUAAGACGUCUAAGCAAGACUGAGAUUAAAGAGAUGCAAUGUGAGAGAGUGUAUUACAAGUGUGCCAUGUGCCGUGUGUGGCAGGUCAGGUCUGGCGCACAGGAGCGCAUAAACACACCAAGUGCCGAGAAUGGAGAUCUGCUGAAGCUCAGCGAAGAAUCUGGAUGAUGGUCCCUGUCUGGGUCGCGGAGGAGUCUCCUAAGGAACACUUAGGUUUGUUGGGGCUGAGGGGAGGUCGGCUAAGAAAAGGAAGUCAGGAUUGGAGCCUCUAGGUUUUUGAGGGUUUAUGUGUGCAUGAGUGGGGGAGCAGUUUGGUGCCUGACGCCCCCACCCGCAGAGACUAGGCUAUAAAUAGCACAGCAGAGCUCCGCCCCCCCCCCCCCCCCCGCCAAGCUUCUCUCCUCCCGAGCCGGCGCUGUGCCCGGGGCGCUCCGGGAGGAGGGACCAGGAUCCGGCGCCGGGGCGCAGAUACUGACACCAAGGGAAUCCGGGUGCCCCCCCUCCACGCCAUGCGGGCCCCCAGGAACCUGGCUCCGCCACCUCGGCUGCCCCGUGGCCACGGCUCCAAUCCUGGCCAGGCGGAGAUUCUGCGGACAUUCAGGGAUCGGCUUCGUCACUGAGACCUCAGGCCUCUGCCAGCCACUCCCCCUCCCCAUACCCCUAGUCAUCCUCGGCAGGUCUCAGUCCGGGCUCCAUCUGUGCCCUUGCCCCAGCCGCAGCUAUGUUGCACACCGAGGGCCACGCUCUUCUUCGGGCUGUGGGUCAGGGUAAGCUACGCUUGGCCCGUUUGCUUCUGGAGGGAGGCGCCUACGUGAAUGAGGGUGAUGCGCAGGGGGAGACUGCGCUAAUGGCAGCCUGUCGGGCCCGCUACGACGACCCCCAGAACAAGGCACGCAUGGUACGCUACCUCCUGGAGCAAGGAGCGGACCCCAACAUCGCAGACCGAUUAGGGCGCACGGCGCUCAUGCACGCCUGCGCCGGGGGUGGGGGCGCCGCGGUGGCCUCGCUGCUCCUUGCCCACGGCGCAGACCCCUCAGUCCGAGAUCACGCGGGUGCCUCGGCUCUUGUCCACGCCCUGGACCGCGGGGACCGCGAAACCCUUGCCACACUGCUGGACGCCUGCAAGGCCAAGGGCACAGAGGUCAUCAUCAUCACCACCGAUACCUCUCCUUCAGGCACCAAGAAGACCCGGCAGUAUCUCAAUUCUCCACCAUCCCCAGGGGUGGAGGACCCUGCUCCCGCCUCUCCUAGCCCGGGGGUCUGCACGUCGCCUUCGGAAAUCCAACUGCAGACCUCAGGAGGAGGAGGGCGUGGGAUGUUGUCCCCUCGCGCCCAGGAAGAAGAGGAGAAGCGGGACGUAUUUGAAUUCCCUCUUCCUAAGGCCCCCGAUGACCCAUCCCCUUCCGAGCCGCUCCCCAAACCACCACGCCAUCCCCCAAAACCACUCAAAAGGCUCAACUCCGAGCCCUGGGGCCUAGUGGCCCCUCCUCAACCAGUCCCACCCACCGAAGGGAGACCGGGGAUCGAGCGCUUGACUGCCGAACUCAAUGGCCUGACCCUGACCGGUCGACCCCGUCUUUCCCGACGUCACAGCACCGAAGGCCCUGAGGACCCGCCCCCAUGGGCGGAGAAAGUGACUAGCGGGGGUCCUCUCUCUCGCCGAAACACAGCACCAGAAGCUCAGGAGUCUGGUCCCCCUUCAGGGCUGAGGCAGAAACUGAGCCGCAUGGAGCCAGUGGAGCUCGACAUCCCUGGACACCUUUGCCCUGACUCGCCUGAGUCCAGCCGCCUGUCCCUGGAGCGCCGCCGAUAUAGCGCCUCCCCGUUGACCCUCCCUCCAGCUGGCUCGGCUCCCUCUCCGCGCCAGUCCCAGGAGAGUCUGCCAGGGGCAGUAUCUCCGCUAAGCGGACGGAGGCGGAGUCCGGGGCUGCUGGAGCGGAGGGGCUCGGGGACGUUGCUCCUGGACCACAUCUCGCAAACGCGGCCGGGUUUCCUACCCCCUCUCAACGUCAGUCCCCACCCUCCCAUCCCUGACAUUCGCCCACAACCCGGAGGUCGGGCGCCUUCGUUGCCUGCCCCUCCUUAUGCCGGGGCGCCAGGCUCUCCCAGGACCAAGCGCAAACUGGUGAGACGCCACUCCAUGCAGACUGAGCAGAUCCGCCUGCUAGGGGGCUUCCAGAGUCUAGGUGGGCCUGGGGAGCCAGGGCGCUGAGAGGAGUGAGAGGAGCCAAGGAGGGUGGGGAUUAGGACCUUAAUGGGAUAGGUGGGAGAACCAGCUCACACACACACCACGAACAUAGGGAUGUCUUGCAUGUGCUCAUGGGUGCACAGUGCACCCACACAUGGUUAAACAUGUGUCCAUAAGCACAGUAUUCUUAUUAGCAAGAAAGAAUAAGUACUCUAUUUACUGGGUAUAUAGACACAUGUAUUCAUGCCCUGGUCAUUUCACGUGCAUAUGGGAUUACUUGUGUACCUACAGGCACAGCACAUCAAUAAACACACAGGGCUAGGGUCCCAAACUCUCUUGCACUUUUUCAGAAGCAGUAGGGAACCCUUACUUAUGGGCAGUCUCCGAUGUCUUUGCCCUCCUGCAGAAGCAAUCCCUUGCUUUCCAUGUAUACCCUGCAACACAGCCUAUCAUGAUUUUGCACACUCUACUCUCUCCGUGAACAUCCCAGCCCGUUCUGCAGGUCUUGCUUCUUUCUCCAGGCCUGGCUCCUUAUUCACACCCUGCUUCCAACCCCAACCACUUUUCAGGAUAUCUUUUUCAUUCUUCUUGGGGGUUCCUGCAGCAACCCCCAGCCUCAGUUCUGCUGCUGUCUUUACUGCUCUGAACUUCACUUCUCAACUUCCUGCUUUUUAUUCCCACCCUGUUCCUCCAACAACUACAACAGAUUGUCUCAUUUUCCCAGGGGGUGGGUCAUGGGCUCUAAGCUGCUCUUCUGUCUGUCUGAGCUGAUGAACACCCCCACAGGUAGAAGUGGGGAGAAACCCUAAAUCACUCCUCUCUCCACUUGACAUAUCAAAUAAAUGUGUUCAGAAGUC